Messenger RNA from Drepanopeziza brunnea f. sp. 'multigermtubi' MB_m1, 981 nucleotides. NCBI's taxonomy places the organism in Eukaryota, Fungi, Ascomycota, Leotiomycetes, Helotiales, Drepanopezizaceae. The record is from RefSeq and is a predicted model, not a curated record.
AUGCAACGAUGCAACGAUACAACGACUCGGCGGGCGAAUGCUGGCGAGCCUGGUAUGCGUGGUUCGAAGAAGCCAGGAAGGCCGGCGAGGUCGAAACACGCAGGUGGGAGGGACGAAGUCGGGUGGAGGGAUACUCGAUGGGGAUGGGGAAUGGCAAUGGGAAUGGGAAUGGGGGGUCUGGGUGGUGGGUCGUGGGUCGUGGGUCUGGGGAAUGGCGGAGGAGACGAGAAGCAAGCCGCCGUUGAUGGAGCGAGGGAGCGAGGGAGAGAGUGGUUGAGGGCGAGAGUGGUCGAGUGGUCGAGUGCAAAGAGACGGAUGGGAGGUCCGCUCGGUACAGUACUGGCAGCGGAGGAGGAUGAGGAUGCGGGCCAGCCAGCCGUGGUCGAGGGGUUUCGCGUGCCUCAGGGGGCAUUCGGACUAGUCGCCGCAGCGGAUGGGCCUGUCGUAUGGCCGCUUGGCGCUGCAGAUGGACCCGGAGGAGAGUCAGGGAGUCAAGGAGUCAAGGAGUCAAGGCACUCAGGGACUCGGGGACUCAGGCACCGGAGGAACUGUGGAACUAACUGGAGAACUGUAAAAGUAGUAAGUACACGAGGAUUAGAAUUCGGCCAUGGACCUGCUCUUGCACCGGCUCUGGCACCUGCUCUGGCACCUCUACCUGCACUUGGAGAUGGGAUGAGAGGGAAGGGAAGGGAAGGGAAGGAAGAGCAGGAAGAGCAGGAAGAGCAGGAAGAGCAGGAAGAGCAGGAAGAGCAGGAAGAGCAGGAAGAGCAGGAUCUGGGAUGGGAGGAUAACCAACAGGCCAGGAGGAUGAGAAACUUUUCAUCGCUCAUACGUAGUACUACUACCUCCCCUCCCUCUACUACUGGUACCGGUAGGUACUAUUACUAUUCACAGCACAGGAUCACCAGGUGGAAGAAGAUACCGAGGUGGCCCGUGGCUGACCCCGUCCCGUAUCCGGUCGGCGGAGGAUUACAAAUUUAA